AUGUCCGACGUUCCCGCCCAAGACGUGGUUGGCGUCAAGGCUGAAGACGAAAACGACACCAACCCUACCAUCAUUCACCAAGAUGCCGACGAUGAUAUUAACGAAGAAGUGCUCUCGCGACCACUAGACCCAGGAACCAAGGCUGCGCGAUACACCGGUCCGCCCCGAGGAGGCAAGAUGCUGUCCUUCCGUCCCGGUGUCUUCCGUCGCAGUCAUCGACCUUUUCUGAAAUGCAACAGCAGAGAACUCAAGAAGCAAGAGGAAGCUGAAAAUGGAGCUUUCACCAGAUGGCGCACCAACCCUGAUGAGAUUGACGACUCCAACAUUCCCAUCAUCCGACUCACCGAAGCGUCAGACUCGGCCCAGUCAUUUGAAGCCUUCCACGCUACUGUCAUCGAGCCAAACAAGGAGGCUAUUGAACUGAUAUUGGUGGAGUACAACAAGAGCGUUCAUAUCCUUGACCAGCGCAACGAUGUCCAGUUCUUCGAAAAGUACCAUGAACAAUACACUAGUGGAGAUCUUGGCAAUUAUGGAAGACCUCGCACCGUCUUCAACCUUCGGCCUGAUAAAGCUUUAGACAUACACAUCGGCUUCCUCUGCACCUCAAAACAAGCAACCCACGACUGCGAAGCCCAGAAGUGCCCGCCGCUCUACGCCGCCUGCUUCAUCGCAUGGCACGGCCCAUCCUUCCGAUACUUCUUCACCAAAGCCUCCGAGACCGACGAAAACCCCAGCGACGUCUUCUUCUCGAUGCCCCGCGACGCACGCAUCACCGUCAAGUUUUGGGAGGACCGGGUCCGAGAUGUAGCGAGGGACACAAUGCGCCAGACGGUGCGGGAGAAUAACUGGAAUUGGGCGGCUGUGCUGGCUUCGGCGGUUCUGAAGAGUGGAUAUACGCCGUCGGAAUAUGAUCUGGGAGGGUUUGUGAACUGGACGGAGUUUGCGGAUAAGAAUGAUCUUGGGAGUGUGUUUUAUGGGGUCAUAUCGUCUGAUGAAGAGUCCUCUGGCGAAGAGUCGUCUUCUCAAGGGGAUGAAUGA
Fusarium tjaetaba is the source of this 1038-nucleotide messenger RNA. RefSeq lists its product as uncharacterized. Bases 1 to 1038 code for a protein of 345 amino acids. Lineage: Eukaryota; Fungi; Ascomycota; Sordariomycetes; Hypocreales; Nectriaceae. The transcript is spliced from 2 exons. The record is from RefSeq and is a predicted model, not a curated record.